AUGAAGAAGAUUGCUAUUAAAGAUCUAUUAAAUCCACCAUCUCAGUCACAAGAAGUUACUCCCUUAGAAAAAAUAAAGAAUGAACUGCUACAAUUAUACAAACAUUUAUUAGAUACCACAACCAAAAAUACAACUGAUAACUAUCUCCAAACGCAUCACAUAUUAAAAAAAAUAUCAGAAAUUCAAAUGGGAAUUAAUUUCAACAAACAAAAUUCAAGAGAAAUAGGUGAAAUUCAGCAGCUUUGUCAUUUAAUUUUAUCCUUUAUAAAUGAUGAUAUUUCACCAGAAAAAUUAGCAGAACUGAGCAAGAAAUGUUCAGCUAAAAACAAUAAAAAUCAAUUAAAACAGAAGAAACGUAAUAAAAAUUCUAGUUUUAGAAUUGUAAAGCAAAAUAUUAAAAAUGAAGAAUUGGUGGAACUUAAAUCUUAUCAGGGACAACGAUUAUCGAAAAAAAACAUCGGAAUUUUAGAACAAUGGUAUGAAGAUAACAUAGACUACCCAUAUUUGUCUUCACAAGAUAUCAAGUUUUUAAUGACUGAAACAGACUUAUCCAGUACUCAAAUUAAAAACUGGGCUUCAAAUAGAAGAAGAAAAAAAAGACAAACGAUCAUUUCAUCUGAAAUAUCAAAUGUUUUGUUCGAUAAGUAG
This is a messenger RNA of Saccharomycodes ludwigii, 648 nucleotides long. Its product is annotated as homeobox domain-containing protein. The record is from RefSeq and is a predicted model, not a curated record. The transcript has a single exon. Gene Ontology annotation, molecular function: DNA binding. NCBI's taxonomy places the organism in Eukaryota, Fungi, Ascomycota, Saccharomycetes, Saccharomycodales, Saccharomycodaceae. Gene Ontology annotation, biological process: regulation of DNA-templated transcription. The coding region runs from base 1 to 648 and encodes 215 amino acids.